CAACUCUUUCGACCCAAAUGUCCGAGCCCAUUUUCUCGGGCCUACAAAAUCCGGUUCAAGGCUCCAACCUGGUCGACCCGGACAUAGCCUUGAACGAUCAAAUACUUCCCGACCCGCUGCUAGAAACCGGUUGGUUUAUCGACCCCGACCAGAAGGUCGACGACGCAGCAUCAGCAGAGGAAAAGCCUGCCCCGGCGGAAACCAGUACCAAACCUUCAGCCACUCCUAUGGCCUCUGUUGCUAUAGAAGUAACUCCACUGUCACAACGGCGGCCGAGAAGACCAGUAGAGGAGAUGGCGGAGCGGCCUGACUGGUUGCCGGACGAUUGGAAGAUAGAAGUGAGAGUCCGAACCUCCGGCGCCACUGCUGGAACAUCUGACAGAAUUGGUUCUAUGUUGGAAACUGCACCUGCAACUCUGAUGUUGCAACAGCUAACAAAGAUGGGUCCUCAAGCUAGGAAGGGUUGCACUGCAUUGGUGGUGAGACCAGACUGGCUGCCGCUGGACUGGGGGUUCACAUGGAAAGUCCGUACUGCCGGUAAAACUGCUGGCAACACUGACAAAUAUUUCUUUUCGCCAUCAGGGCUAAAAUUCCGAUCAAAGGUCGAGGUCCUCGAAUUCCUGGAGACAGGAAGCAGGCGCAAGAAAAAGUUGAAAUCUGAUGCUAAUGCUACGCCUUCUGAUGGCCCUUCCGAUCAAAGGAAAAAGACAUCCAAGCAGGCUUCUGGUAACCCUUCAGAUCACCAGAAAAAGAAAUCCAAAUCAAACAUUAGAGACUUUUCUGAUAUGAACUUUGACUUCCGAAACCCACCACGGUCUCUCACGUGGGUUCAGGCAAAUGAUUGCCCUGAUGAUUGGCUACCUACUUUCAGCAAUGCAACUGUACCCAAAUCUGAAAGGACUGAAUGGGGAAAUGUUUAUUCGCGUGUCACACAGCUAGACAAAACCAACGGUGCUUCUUGACGUAUGCAGUGGACUGAAGUUUACACAUGAUUGUUUCUUCUUUGUUUAAUGUUUUAGAACAAGUGCAGAAAACUGGCAGUGAUCAACUACAGACCUUUCAUUUUUCUUUUCUGCAUUGAAUUCUGGGGAUAAUCUUUGAUACAUUAUUCAAAAUUUUACUGCCUACUUGAAAGGCUGUUUGUGAUUCA
Coffea arabica (coffee) is the source of this 1150-nucleotide messenger RNA. RefSeq names its product methyl-CpG-binding domain-containing protein 5-like. Gene Ontology annotation, molecular function: DNA binding. The record is from RefSeq and is a predicted model, not a curated record. NCBI's taxonomy places the organism in Eukaryota, Viridiplantae, Streptophyta, Magnoliopsida, Gentianales, Rubiaceae.